Messenger RNA from Cricetulus griseus (Chinese hamster), 3190 nucleotides. NCBI's taxonomy places the organism in Eukaryota, Metazoa, Chordata, Mammalia, Rodentia, Cricetidae. The record is from RefSeq and is a predicted model, not a curated record.
ACGUGGCGCUCUGAGGCGUUUCUUGAUGCUCACCGACUUCCCUGCCUGGACGGUGGAAAAGUUGGUCCGGGCUGAACAAGCUCGCAGAGAGCCACGGUGGGGUCCGGCCAGCGCGCUUCCGGCGUCGAGCUGUCGGGGUAGCUCGUCACCCGAGCAGAUUCUGUGCAAAUGCUGAGGAGAAAAGUGCCCCUCAGAUGAGCGUGGGCGGCGACCGGUCUCUCCCGAAGGCGAUGGCAGGGACCAAGACAAGCCGGGCUUGGUGGCUAGCUGCAAACUGAGAAAAGCAGGCUGAGGGCUGCCAGGCGGGAUGGACCCCUGUGGAGACCCGGCAAAGCCCGGCGGCGACUGUCCCCACAGCAGGGGACAGGGGCUCCAGGGGGCGGCUGGCCAGGAGGGUCCGCUGCUGGGCACUUCCGUGGACAGCAGCCACAGUGAACAUGAAGACAGAAACAGAAUGUCUGAAGAACUUUUAAAGGUUGUCCAGGAAAUGAAAAAGUCUUUUCCAGCCGAGAGACACACUAAACCCAGCACCCUAGAUGCCCUUAACUAUGCCCUGCGCUGCGUACUUAGUGUGCAAGCAAACAGUGGAUUUUUCCCCAGUCUCGGCCCACAUGGAGCACCUCAGACAGAUGUGACAGCAUACAGUCCUGAGGAGCUGGCGUCGAUUACUUCUGAACUUGCUUCCAAGAACACAUUCCAAUACCUACUUCCUCAAGUUGUAACAGCUGGAUUUGUAGAACAGGAUACCUUUGUGGCAGUGUUUUCAUUUCUGUCUGGAAGGUUGGUGCACAUUUCUGAACAGGCUGCUUUGAUCCUGAAUUCUAAGAAAGAUACCUUGGAGUCCUCGCACUUUGUUGAUUUGCUUGCCCCUCAAGACGUGAGUGUGUUCUACACACACACUGCUCCAACUCAGCUUCCUUUCUGGAACAACUGGACCCAAAGAGCUUCACAGUGUGAAUAUGCACCAGUGAAAUCCUUUUUCUGCAGAAUCUGUGGCGGUGGAGACAGAGCACAAAAGAAGCUUUGCUCUCCAUUCCGGAUCCUCCCCUAUUUGGUUCAUGUUCAGAACUCUGCCCAGCCUGAACCAGAGCCGUGCUGCCUAGCACUGGCUGAGAAGAUUCACUCUGGUUAUGAAGCUCCUCGAAUCCCUGUAGAUAAAAGAAUUUUUACCACAACACACACCCCAGGAUGUGUGUUUCUUGAAGUUGAUGACAGGGCAGUGCCUUUGCUGGGCUACCUACCUCAGGAUCUGAUUGGAACAUCGAUCUUAACAUACUUGCACCCAGAAGAUCGGCCUCUGAUGUUUGCCAUACACCAAAAAGUUCUAAAGUAUGUGGGUCAUCCUCCAUUUGAACACUUGCCCAUCAGAUUCUGCACUCAGAACGGAGAUUACAUCAUUCUGGAUUCCAGCUGGUCCAGCUUUGUGAACCCCUGGAGCCGGAAGGUUUCCUUCAUCAUUGGCCGGCAUAAAGUUCGAACGAGUCCAUUAAAUGAGGAUGUUUUUGCUACCAGAAUAAAAAAGGCAACUAAUAACGACAAAGACAUAACAGAAUUACAAGAACAAAUUCACAGACUUCUCUUGCAGCCGGUCCAUGCCAGGGCCUCCAGUGGUUACGGGAGCCUGGGCAGCAGCGGCUCCCAAGAGCAGCACAUCAGCAUCGCCUCUUCCAGUGAGUCGAGCGGACACUGUGUGGAGGAGGCCCAGAAGGAGCAGGUGACCUUGCAGCAGGUCUACGCCAGUGUAAACAAAAUUAAGAAUGUGGGCCAACAGCUCUACAUUGAGUCUAUGUCCAGAUCAGUCAAGCCAGUGAUGGACACACGCAUGGAGCUGCAGGGUGGUGAUGAGCAGAAGGACUUUUCUCCCUCUCAGACACUGAAAAAUAAAUACAUGUGUACUGGCUCUUGUGAUGACCUGAGGCGAGAGCAGCACAGCUCAUCCUACCAGCAGAUGAACUGUAUCGACAGUGUCAUCAGGUACCUGAGGAGCUACAGUCUUCCAGCCUUAAAAAGAAAAUGCAUAUCCUACACAAACACAUCCUCAUCCUCAGAAGAAGCCAAGCAGAACCACGAGGCCGACUGCAGCACAGCACUGCAAGAUACUGAACAGAUCCUGGACAUACAUAAAUCAGAAACACCAGCAACUGGACCAUCCACAGAUGCUGACGGAGGUGCUGCGUGGACCCUGUCCACCGCUGCGCUGAGCAUGGGCUCUGGCAUAAGCCAGUGCAACUGCAGCAGCACCGCUGUCCAUGCCCCACCCCUACACUCAGCAGAAGGUGCUGUGUUAGUGUGUAAGCCCUGGUCCCCAAGAACACAGCCAUCUCCCCUGACUGCGGAGGAAUUUAGGCACGUGGGGCUCACAGCAGCUGUCCUCUCCGCACACACACAGAAGGAAGAACAGAACUACGUUGACAGGUUCCGGGAGAGGAUCCUAACCUCACCCUACAGUUGUUACCUUCAGCAGGAGAGCAGAAACAACGCUAAGUGCUCUUCUGUUCAAGGCUCUCCUCCUAAGCAGAGCAGAUGUGCUGGAAAGGAGAGACGGAAGCACAAACGGAAGAGGUUGCCGGUGCCUUUGGGCACCAGCAGCUCCAGUGCCAACUUCUGUUCCCAUAUCAGAGGACUCCUUCCUGAUGUUCAGCCCUGGAGCCCCUCCAUUGUCUGCUCUCCCCAUGCUGAAAGCCUCGCUUUCCCCGCAGCACUAGUAGCUCCCAGCCAGGCCCCUUAUGUUCUUUCAUCUUUUCCCUUCCCAGAUGUGGCCUCUCUGGGAGUAGGGGACUCUGCAGGCUGGGGAGCUGCUGUUGAAUGCCCACCUCUGUCCACAGGCCCUCAGUCUGUUCCGGCUUUCCCUUCUGCCUACUUGGACACAUUCACGACCAUCUUCCUACACAACUCCCCCAUCUUUCCUCUGUGGUCAGCGUCAUUCCCCUCGUAUCCAUUCCUGGGGGCCACAGCUUCUUCUGGAAUGACACCCUUAGUACCAGCAAUGGCUCCACACCUGGAACCAACUUCUUCAGACCACAGCCAAAGGAGAGUGGGGGAAAGCUGGGAGACACACGGUGAAGAGCAUCCAUUUAUCAGCUCAAGGAGCAGUUCGCCAUUACAGUUAAAUUUACUCCAGGAAGAGAUGCCUGCACCGUCUGAAUCUCCAGAUCCAGUGAGAAAGGGCAUUGGCCCAGAGUCUGAGUGU